AUGCUGGGCGUAGAUCGAGGCAACUUUGUUUCGAACAACAAAAAGUACGACGACACACCCAUGGCAAUCGGCUUUGGUGCCACCAUCAGUGCACCGCACAUGCACGCCUACGCUUUGGAGCUACUGAAAGACCACCUGAAAGAAGGAGAGCGAGCACUGGACGUCGGAUCAGGAUCUGGCUACCUGACCGCCUGCAUGGCUCUAAUGGUGGGAACGACUGGCCUCGCCGUGGGCAUUGAGCACUUUCCGCAGCUACUGAACGAGUCCAUUGAGAACAUCACCUCGGGCAAUGCUGACCUGCUCAAGUCGAAGCGCAUCAUCCUGCAGGUGGGCGACGGUCGCAAGGGCUGUCCCGAGCACGCCCCCUACAAUGCCAUUCACGUCGGUGCGGCGGCACCGACGCUUCCUAAUGCGCUUGUAGAGCAGCUAAAGCCUGGCGGCCGACUGAUUAUUCCCAUCGGCGAACGAAAUGGCGAGCAGAACCUGGAGCAGAUUGACAAGACGGUCGACGGGACGAUUGUCCGGCAGAAGGUGAUGGGCGUCAUGUACGUGCCGCUGACUGACAAGGAGAAGCAGUACCGUGCAUCUUAG
Rhagoletis zephyria (snowberry fruit fly) is the source of this 591-nucleotide messenger RNA. Lineage: Eukaryota; Metazoa; Arthropoda; Insecta; Diptera; Tephritidae. The record is from RefSeq and is a predicted model, not a curated record.